UGAAUAAGUUUCCUCGUUUUUUUCUUAUAAAACUUAUUAACUUGCAAAUACGCUUCCUUAAUUUCUGAAAUGGGCUUGACUAAUAUAAUAACGUGCAUAUCAAUGGUUAUUAUCGUCAGUGCUUUUGAGGAUUUGUCAUAUAAAAAAAAUGCAACUCAAUCGCCAUUAUAUCCCGGGACCUCAUAUGAUGCAAGUAAUGCAGUUGACAGAAAUGUCGGAACAUGCAUGAGAACAGAGGGGAUAGGGCUUAAAUCUGUAUACCAUAGUGCGUGGUGGAAAGUGGAUCUCGGCGGAAUACACAAUAUCUACAGCGUCAACAUCCUUUUUAAAAACUAUGAAGGAUAUGAAACCCGACAGAGAGGACGAUUUGCGGGAUUUUCCCUGUAUAUAGCAAACACUAGUAGUAUUAAGGGUUCUACUUUAUGUUACAAAAACGAACCUCAGUUACCGCCCUUGAACUUUACUACAGUCUGUCCAUAUUUUGGACGUUAUUUGAUAUUUCUCAAUGAGAGACUAGAUGAAACUUCCUACCCAAGAGGAUAUCAACUUCAAAAUGUAUUUACCGAACUGUGUGAAGUUAUUGUUGAAGGAUGUACAAAGCGCGGCGUAUAUGGUUCUGGAUGUGAUACGGCAUGCCCAGUCAACUGUCGAGAAAACGAUUGUCAUAUAAGAAAUGGGACUUGUUUUGCUUGCAAACCAGGAUGGAAAGAGAAAACUUGUGAAAGAAAGUGUAGAGAAGGUCUGUAUGGUGAAAGAUGUAGUCAGCUAUGUUCCGGAAAUUGUAAAGAUAAUGAAACCUGUAAUCACGUGACUGGUCAAUGUGACAAAGGUUGUACUACUGGAUGGAAAGGAGCUAUGUGUGACAAAGAGUGUGUGGAUGGAACAUUCGGAUAUGACUGUAACGGCAAUUGUAGUGCUAACUGUUUGAAUGAGCUACCCUGUAACAAAACAACUGGACAUUGUGAAGACGGAUGUAACCCAGGAUAUACCGACAGUGACUGCAAAACACGCUGCCCAUUUGGACACUUCGGAAGUGCAUGCAAUGAAAGUUGUAACAUAAAUUGCCUACGUAAAAAUGAUAUCCUUUGUGAUCAUAUUGGCGGUGAAUGCUUAAAUGGAUGCGAAGACGGCUACAUUGGAACACACUGUAAUGACUCUUGUGAAGAGGGCUAUUACGGUAACAAGUGUUCUUUCGACUGCUCUCAAAAUUGUAAAACCUGUCGACACACAGACGGCUUUUGCACUUGUAAGGAGGGGUGGUUGGGAUACAAUUGUACCACAGGGUGUCCACCGGGACAUUAUGGAUUGGACUGCAAGGAUAACUGUAGCGGACACUGUAUAAACAAUGAACCAUGUGACCAUAUCAGUGGAGUGUGUCCAAGUGGGUGCCGGGAUGGGUACACUGGAGCACGCUGUACUAAUACUUGUGCAGAAGGAUAUUACGGCGGAAACUGUUCCAAAGUUUGUUUUCUCAACUGUAAGACGUGUCGACACACAGACGGACAGUGUUCUUGUGUUGCUGGUUGGAUGGGUUCCAAUUGUAGCAUAGAAUGUGACCAAUCCUAUGGAGAGAACUGUCGGUAUGCAUGCGGUGAACAUUGUGUAAACCAAACAUGUGACAGGUUUAAUGGAAGCUGUUUGUUGGGUCGAACGGACGGACAAAGUUUCCAGAAAUAUAGCGAAAAAAUACGUCUUUUGACGGAAGAACUGAUUGAAUCUUCAAAACAAAUGUUACUGUGGAUUAUUGGAUUUUCGGUAGCACUUGCCGUCUGCGUUCUUUUUAUUAUCAUCACAUGCACAAUAACGAUACUACGGAAAACGGCCUGUAAUGCGAAACGUAAAACUGAAGAUAAGCAGCCUUGUUUGAGGUCCACAACAACUGCUAAACAUCCAGUUACGACCAAUGUCGUCUCUAACUACCAGGAACUUAAUACAGAAAAAGAAAGAAACGCAUAUGAGUCAAUACUGCUGCAAUAAAUAGGAUUUGAAUAUUCGACGGUAAUAAAAAAAAACAAAAGUACUGACGGGCACCGGUUUACUCCGAUUCUAGUUCUUCAACGAUAUAGUGGCAGGUUUCUUUCAUUCUACUGCCAUCAACCUAACAUGCUAUAAUUGUUGAUUCAUCGUGUUGCUAUGAGUGAUGACAGACUUACAAAAUUAGUUUUCAUGUGGGACUAAGAAACAUCAAAUACCAAAAGUUUAACCAUUUCUUUUGUAGUAUUGACUUUAAUAAUUGAUUACUAAACAUGUUAGACUCAGACUGAACUGGGUUUUUUCUAAUCCAACUUUCCUACACAAACUGCAAAAUUCGUAUAUUCAAAUUAAUGUGCAGACAAUCUAUUCUAUAUAAAUAUAACAAUGACAAAACUUAUUAUUAACUCUAUAUUUAUGUUUAUAAAGUGACAUAUAUACCCGAUGGGGAUGGUGUCUAUUAAUUAAGUCAUUAU
Magallana angulata is the source of this 2447-nucleotide messenger RNA. RefSeq names its product multiple epidermal growth factor-like domains protein 10. Gene Ontology annotation, molecular function: scavenger receptor activity. The transcript has 13 exons. Bases 70 to 1977 code for a protein of 635 amino acids. NCBI's taxonomy places the organism in Eukaryota, Metazoa, Mollusca, Bivalvia, Ostreida, Ostreidae. The record is from RefSeq and is a predicted model, not a curated record.